GGAAAAACCUCAGGAGAGCGCGAGCACGAGAGAGAGCGAGAGGGAGAAAGAGGGCGCGUGCCGUGUGCUGUUUUUUAAAUUAAUAAAAAUGCAAAUUAUUAGUCAGAUUGUUUCUGUUGUAGUAUUGGCUUUGACAGUCAAUGCAACAGUUUUCUUUCAAGAGCAGUUUCUGGAUGGAGAUGCCUGGAAAAGUCGGUGGGUGAAUUCAGAGCACAAAUCUGACUAUGGGCAGUUUAAACUGACCGCUGGGAACUUUUAUGGAGAUGCUGAGAAAGACAAGGGUCUGCAGACCAGUCAGGAUGCCCGCUUCUAUGCCACCUCUGCCCGCUUUGAGCCCUUUAGCAAUGAGGGCAAAUCUCUGGUGAUCCAGUUCACCGUCAAACACGAGCAGAAGAUUGACUGUGGCGGCGGAUAUGUUAAAGUUUUCCCCGCAGAUCUCAACCAGGCUGAAAUGCAUGGCGACUCUCAGUAUUACGUCAUGUUCGGGCCUGAUAUCUGUGGCUACAGCACAAAGAAGGUUCACGUCAUCUUCAACUACAAAGGCAAGAAUCACCUCAUCAAGAAAGAGAUCAAAUGCAAGGAUGAUGAGCUGACUCACUUGUACACAUUGAUUCUGAAUCCGGAUCAGACGUAUGAGGUGAAGAUCGAUAAUGAGAAGGUGGAGUCCGGCUCUCUGGAGGAGGACUGGGACUUUCUGCCCGCAAAGAAGAUCAAAGACCCCAACGCCAAGAAACCUGAGGACUGGGAUGACCGUGCCAAGAUCGACGACGAGACCGACACCAAACCAGAGGACUGGGAUAAGCCUGAGAAUAUUCCUGAUCCUGAUGCGAUGAAGCCAGAAGACUGGGAUGAAGACAUGGAUGGCGAGUGGGAGCCUCCCAUGAUUCCAAACCCAGAGUACAAGGGAGAGUGGAAACCCAAACAGAUUGAUAACCCAAGCUACAAGGGAGUGUGGGUGCAUCCUGAAAUUGACAACCCUGAGUAUGCCCCAGAUGACGAGAUCUACAAAUUCGACAACAUCGGAGUCAUUGGCUUGGAUCUCUGGCAGGUGAAGUCUGGGACUAUUUUUGACAACUUCAUCAUCACAGAUGACGUGAAGGCAGCAGAAGAUUUUGGAAAUGAAACGUGGGGUGCUACAAAGGGUCCCGAGAAAAAGAUGAAGGACGAACAGGAUGAGAAGAAACGGGAGGAGGAAGAGGAGAGAAACAAGGAGCAGAGCACCAAAGCUGAUGAUGAAGAGGAAGGAGAUGAGCCACCAGUGGAGGAAGACGACGAGGAAGCCCUUCCCAAAGAUGAACUCUAAAGCAGAAAUAAACAACCGUCAACAUUCUGCGUUUGCCAGGGAAACGGCUGCAGUGCAUUCAUUCUAGGUGUGACACCCUUUGGGGAGGGACACCCCCCCCCCAGUGGUGAUGUCAUAAAGGGGCAGUUGUAAGCUGUUAGGGAGAGUGACUGCCUCAGUCACCAUUUACUUGCAUUGUAUGGAAAAGUGACGCUGAGACGAACAAGUUCUUUUUCCAUGCAAUGAAAGUAAACUUUCUAAAGAACAUUUUCAUUUUUGGUUGAACUAUUCCUUUUAAAGAGACAGCUUUGUUUGUUUGUUUGUUUGUAAAGAAUUGUCUUUCUCUCUAUGGUGCCGGAAGUCAUAAUAAUGAACCCUAAUUAAAUGAUUGAUGGUCAUAUUAUUGUGCCUUUCACAUUUGUAAAUGGAUACAUUUGAAAGGGAGAACAUUGAUUAUGCAUCAUCAUCACUCUUUGUUUAUCAUGGUGUUGGUCUAAUUAGUCUGGAAUUGUAUGUAAACAAUGUUACCAGUCUGGCUAUUAAACAAUUCAUCUCCACAUUAAGAACGUGACGAACGCAGAGUGCAAUGAAACACAAUUAUUGAAUGAUAACGUUGCCGUUUUAUCAAUAAGAGAUUAAUCGGGUCACAGGCUGGUUUCCAAUCAAGAAUGUUUGUACUGAGCGCAAAUUUAAUGUACAAUUACAUUAUGUUCCUUUGGCACUGAUUUUUUUUGUUGUUGUUUGUUUUAGUUUUGUUUUUGUCUGCUACCAUAUAUUUGUUGUGGUUGUUAUGAAUCACCUAAACAUGACAUUCAAUAAGAUUCCUUUUACGCUUUAUUUAUUGCAAUAGAAAUUUAAUUAUUUUUUACCUUACUAUCUUGAUGGUUACAAUUCUGAAGUCCAAGUUGUGGUGUAAAUUUCUUCUUGUUUAUUUUUAAUGCAAUCGAAACGUUUUGUUAUAAUAAGUAAAUGAGCUAUAAUAAGGGAAGUGGUAACAUAUUUUCAGAGAUUAAGACUGUAGUACAACAAACUAGUCGUCUACACACUGUGAAUUUAAAAGUCCCGAAUGUUCAAAUCGGAGUAGUAUUGAAAAUCCUGUUUAGUGACAUUUUACGUGUCCAGAGUUGUAAUUAAUGCCAAAGUUUUAAUAAAUAACUUCAUUGUAAACUCA
Myxocyprinus asiaticus (Chinese sucker) is the source of this 2453-nucleotide messenger RNA. Its product is annotated as calreticulin-like. NCBI's taxonomy places the organism in Eukaryota, Metazoa, Chordata, Actinopteri, Cypriniformes, Catostomidae. The record is from RefSeq and is a predicted model, not a curated record. Gene Ontology annotation, cellular component: endoplasmic reticulum membrane; endoplasmic reticulum. The transcript is spliced from 9 exons. Gene Ontology annotation, molecular function: calcium ion binding. Gene Ontology annotation, biological process: protein folding. Bases 89 to 1303 code for a protein of 404 amino acids.